Lactuca sativa (garden lettuce) is the source of this 1469-nucleotide messenger RNA. RefSeq lists its product as uncharacterized. NCBI's taxonomy places the organism in Eukaryota, Viridiplantae, Streptophyta, Magnoliopsida, Asterales, Asteraceae. The record is from RefSeq and is a predicted model, not a curated record.
CAUUAUAUUUGAAGGCUUUUACAAUAGGGUAAAAUGUCCUCCUCCGCCGCCACCGCCGCUUCUUUCCCUCCUUCUACACCGGUCUCCGAUCGGUCUUCCGUUGGUCGUCGCCAUACUUAACCUAAACUGAUUCCCCCAAUAAUCGAAGCUCCAGCUGGUUUUCUCAUCAUCAGGUUAUUAUAUAUCUGGAUGAACGAGUCUUUUCAUGCCUUAUAUGAGUAAAAGUUAAAGAUGAAACCAAAUGCAAAUGACAUGUUGGGGGCACAAAGGGAAAGAAAGUUUCAGGGUCAAGGGCCAAAUUGGAUUCUCAUAGCAGGUGGUGCUUUAUUAAGUACAAUAUCAGUUCGUCUUGGCUACAGGCUCAAACAGGCCUUGGAUUCCAAACAGCCACAAAAUACCAGAAAUGGGUUAAAAGAGAAUGGGAAAUUUACAGGCAGAAAGAGGUCAAACUGUCGUUCACAUUCACAUUCAAACUUGUAUUGUUUUGAACAAGAUGAAGGUUGCUUCAAUUGCAAUUCUGGAACCGAAGGUGAUGCAGAGGUAAAACCACAACCAAAUGGCCAAUUGCAUACUGACUCCCAAAUGGCACUUCCAUUAGUAACAGUCUCAGCUCCCUUAUACACCAAAGAAAACGGCGUAAUGUGGGCGUCAUCACCUGACAGACUGGAAUUACCAAAGCCAUUCCACCACUCAAACAGCUCCGAUUCCCCCUGCGUGUCGGAAUCCGGUUCCGACAUCUUCAGCAAACGAGAUGUAAUCCAAAAACUACGACAGCAAUUGAAACGGCGCGAUGAUAUGAUACUGGAAAUGCAAGACCAGAUUGCGGAACUUCGGAAUUCGUUAAGCUCCCAGCAUUCCCAUUCCGCCCAUCUCCAAUCGCAAUUGGAAUCGGCAAACCGGGAGUUGUUUGAAUCGGAGAGGGAAAUCCAGAGGCUGAGGAAAGCGAUUGCGGAUAUCUGCGUGGGGAAUCAGAACGGGUAUUUGGAGGUCGAGAACGGAAUGGAAUCGGAGAAAGUGGAGAUGUUGAAAAGGGAAGUGGGGGAAUUGAAGGAGUUGAUUGAAGGGAAGGAUUAUUUGCUUCAGAAUUAUAAAGAGCAGAAGUCUGAACUUUCAUUGAAGGUCAAAGAGUUGCAACACAGGUUGGAUUCUCAUGUUCCAAAUAUUUUGUAGUUUUUUUUUUUAGUUUCUUGUGUAUUCUUUUCUUAUUCUGAUUAAUCGGAAAGCUUCAUUUUUUUUUUUUUGGUUUUUGUUUGGGUGUUUUUGGGUUUAAGGGUUUAUGAUUUUGUGUGUAUACGUAGAAGAAAACCAAAACCAUGGCUGAUUAUGGAUACAUGGAAAAAUCUUAGGAGAUCAAAAAUGAGGUGGAAAUACACUUAAUGUUUUCAUGUUAUAUUUUUUGUUUUAUGGUGGUUUUUGCCGGAGAUGAAUUACUUUUUCAUUUCAAGUAAAUAGAUUUGUUUUUUUUUUUU